Molecule: messenger RNA, 6432 nt
Organism: Diutina rugosa
Lineage: Eukaryota; Fungi; Ascomycota; Pichiomycetes; Serinales; Debaryomycetaceae
Gene: BLM3
Product: Blm3p
Exons: 1
Coding region: 1-6432 (2143 amino acids)
Biological process (GO): proteasomal ubiquitin-independent protein catabolic process
Cellular component (GO): nucleus; cytosol
Molecular function (GO): peptidase activator activity; proteasome binding
Source: RefSeq, a predicted model, not a curated record
AUGAGCGACCAGUCGGGGCACACGCCGCUUCGGGCGCCCAAGCCGCUUCGGGGCCAGGUCGAUAUCCCCAGAGUGGCUCUGCACACUCAAUUGGCUCCCGACCUGGUCCCCCCUUCGGGACCCACCGACCGCCACUACACCCAGUCCGCCGUUCCCCACCCUCCUAAUUUCAUCACCCGCCGUCCCCUGUACUCGACGAUUGAGGACUCCCGGGAACGCCACUACCAUCUCGACUACCCGCUUGACCGUAACGAGCUUAUCCGCGAUCAAUUGGACCCCCAGCUGCCGUUCUACGCCCGCGACCACCCGCGCACCUUGGACUUGCCCCUGAUGCUCCCCUACGCCAUCGAGCUGCCGCGGGACCAGGCCAAGUUCUUGGCCCACAUCGUGGCUCACUUGUACCUUGCCAUCAAGACUUGUGACAUCCAAGGGCUGCUUCCAGUGACGGCUAAAGAUCUUGCCGAUAUCCGCGACGCCGUCGGGGUGCUGGACGUCGACUUAGCCCUAGAGACUAACUUAUUUGUUAGUAGCGGAGCCGAUGUCGAUGAAGCCGAAGGGGAAAUUAAAGAUACCAUCGUGUUUGAAGGCGAUGACGACCUGGAUGACGAUGACGACGAUGAUGACGACGACGAAGUAAUUGAAGACGCGGGUGACGCCAAUAUGGGUUCUCUGGCCACACUGCAACAUAAAAAGCUGCCGAAGCUGGCAGCCGUGGUCGGGGUACGCACCUGGACACAAGAACUUCUUGUGUGGCUUAAAAUGAAGUAUGAUAUGCCCAUCAAGUUACGCAUUGCGUUGGCCAAAGUGUACUACGCUCUUUGUCUCUGUCGCGGUCAAGAAAUCAAUUUAAAGAUCUACGUCAAAGCAUUUGAGACGUUGACUAAACACACUCGAUUCAUGGCGUCUCAGGGACUCGAGCUUGCGUGGCGUCCGCUUUAUCUUGAGGCCCGCAACCAUCUCCCCCUGGAGGACCUGAUUUCAGGCCCGGUGGAAGUGAAAGACCAAAAGCAAUUGCUUCGUUUAGCUACGCGAGCCCUGUAUUUCUUCCCGAAAGAUGCUACUCCAGAGAUCUUCGACGCCGUCGGUCAUCAUAUCACCUUUGCCAACGCGCUGUUUGUGGUGCUGGCGCUUUGCCUUGUACCUAACCGUUUCGGUGUUAGCGCUGAAGAGGCCAGCGACGCUCGCUUCUAUCUCGACCCGUUGUUCUACGUGUGGCGAAAGCUCAACAAAGUCCAAUACUUUGAAGACCAAAUGUCCCUGAAAGUGGGCGGGCUCGCGAUGGAAGCACUUUUCCAAGGUCAAGCUAAAUUGGGCGACUACGGUAUCUUCACUGAAGAUCAGUACACUUUCGUCAUGAACAAUUGCAUGAAUUGUUUACUGAUUAAUUCAGAUAAGUUUGGUCUGCAGCGGCUGAAAUACUUCCACGGUUUCGCUCUGAUCAUGGUCUAUCUGAUAACUCCGGCCAAUCUGAAGGUAACCGUGCCUUUACUCGCCACAUUGUUCAACUCGAUCGAACUGUUUGGGUUCCCGCUGAACUCAGGUGACUGGUCGCUGCCGAUCUCCAAGUUGGUGUAUGCGUUGUGUCAUCAAUUGCAAAAGCGUCGCAAUCUCGAAGUUAGUGGCGACCACCAUUACCACUUCGUGGAGGAGUAUAAGCUUGACUCUGCCACCAUCGACGCCAUCGUCGCCAUCUUGUUACCCAUGGUGCGCACGGGGAUCCAACUGAAAUCGCUGAGUGUCGUCGACAACCACUUAUUACUGUUGGGAGUGUUAGCUCAAUUGCUGCCGCAACGUGUACUUGAGGGUGUCACCAACGACUUGUACGAGCUGUUGGAAGGUCUCAUCUCCACCCACAGAGUGCUGAUCGCCCUCAGACUGAUAGAAGUGCUUGCCCGGUACAUGGCCUCCACUCCCGUAUUCAGAGUGCAUCUUGUUCGUUUGUUGCUGAUGGCCCUCCCGGGAAUUGAUCUGAACGAUUUGGUCAAAACUAUCCACACAUUGGACGUGUUUGCCACCGUGGCAAACUUCGUUCCCUUUGCCGAUCUCAGUGACGGUAACGGUGACUCUCUGCUUGCGAUUAAUUACACACUGGAUCACCUCGAGUUCUUGAGAUUAUCAGUGUACCUGCCGCCUGAUCCCGAGGCGGCAGCGCCUUUCCAAGACGUUGACCUCGAAAAGGAGGCGUUGGUGCUGGCGCUGCUGCUGUUCCCGGUGCUCAUGAAACUGUUUUGCCAGCGUUUAUUUGUGCUUUUGGAGAACAUCCCUGAUCCUAAUACCAGUGUGGGUCUCGAAAAAGACGUUACCGAUUCUCUUCCUAAGUUCGUCUAUGUGCUUGUGGAAGCGCUUUCCGAUGAGCUCUUUGCUCUCGUGAGACAAGAGAUCUUUGACUGGGUGUUCUCAAAUACUAUUCACACUGUGGCCGAAGUAGCUGGUGAAAUCUGCGGGGCUUUGAUCAAGCGCGAACCCAGCUAUUUCAGCAAAGUGUAUCAAGUAUUGAAGGACAAAAUCAAGGAGGAGAUCGAUGAAAACGGUGCUGGGAAACUGCGUACCGGGCUGGAUAUCGUACCCCGUGAUCAAGCUCUUUUCUGGAACUUGAUUAUGCUCAAUGAAUGUAUCGGUAAUGCUGGCAGCGAGGUGCGCAAACACGGCGUCUCUCUCACCAAGUUCUCGUUAUACUUGAUGGACAAAGUAAAGGGACCGGCGAUCUUUGCCCUGCUGUACAUCGUCAACCAGAUGCUCCUUGCCACCACUAAGAUCCGUCUUGCGGAAAACCGGUUAUUUGACCCCACUCAGCCAGUGACAAUCGACACCUGGACUCCUGACUUGCGGGCUAACCGCGACUACCAUUUCAACUGGUACCUCCCUCUGGAGACGGACAUUGACUUUGCUGUCGAUUGCUUUGCUCAACACGUGCAACGGACGUUGGACAAUGUGCGCAAGCUCAUUGCGCUGCACCCGGCGCUGGCGCCUAAGACCACGGCGAUGAGUGAUGAGUUCCGCCUGAACUUAUUGUACUUGUGCUUUUCGUUGCUGGGGGUACUGUUCUUGCUUGACCCUCUGUUUGACGAAGACAUACCUAAGCUUGAUGAACCGAUCGAACAGAGACUCUUGUUGCUUAAGCAUAUUCGGGAACAGGGUGGCUCGAAGAGUCAUGAUAAGAACUACCACGUGGAAACCACCGAACUCGAACGGAUCGUUGACGACAUUAAGGACCACGUGAUCGAAGUGGGUCAAUUUGAUGAUGAUUUGGAGGCAAUGAUUGUUCCUAAGGGAGGUGAAGACAUCGAGGAACCUGCACCCACUCUGCGUCUGGACCGUUUAUCCGCCUUGAAAGAAGAAGAUCUUCUGCUGCGUUCGGCUACUCCGGCUGUUGACGGUAUGGUGGUGCUGUCGAUGAACCCUGCCAUCACUUUCCGUGAGCGCAAACUCUACACGCUGAACUACUACUUCGGCGAUGAAAUUGACCAGCGUCGACUGCUGGCACGUUACCUCCAGCUCCACCGCACUCGUCAAUUGAUCGGGAAGUCGUUGCACAUAAUCUGCAAGUACUUUGUCGCCAAUUUCAGCGAGAACACCAAGUUGUUCAAACACUUGUUGUAUGUGAUCAAUGUUUAUUUCAGUGAUGUUGGCCGUGAACGGGUGUUGGAUCCGUCCCACGCUCGCAUCAAUUACGGUUACAUUAAGUGCAUCCAGGAAGUCAAUCGUGUACGCAAACCGUAUACGAGAAUGGCCGUGGGUGCUCGGUUAGAGCAGUAUCAUCAAUUGAGAGUUGCACUCCACGCCACUCUGCGCAAUCAAACUCCUUUGGAUAAGCUUUUGAUUGAGGACAUUGUAAAGUUGCUGGUAUCACCCUACGCUGACAUUGCUCAUGCCGCGCAAAACCUUGUCGGCGACGUGCUUAAACGGAUCAAUGGGCUGUACGCUACCUUGGUCAAGGGGGCAUUACGGGCGAUGACUCGGGCUUUGGAUGAAAAGCUGUUCUUGAGAGUGCAACUGGGUUUGGGACUUUUUGACGUCAAGCGCGUGAAGCAAAAGAUCCAAAACGACUACAUGUACAUUGAACGGUACAUUGAUAUGCUUCAACGGUGUAUCGCCGAGGUGGACGAGAUUCCCGAGGUUCAAGCCACCGCUAAGCUGCUUUACCAGCUGGCUACCGACCACUUGACGCCGCCACUGCUGGUGUGUCUUGUUGACUGGCAGCUUAUUGACGCUAUUCGCCCUCCGGAUGCCAUGAUUGAUGUGGAAAUCGCCGCAGUUCGUGCCGCGAAGGAACGGAAACGUCAAGUGUACAUGGAUAAGCUCGCGAGUCUCGAAGAGCUUGUACUUAAACACCUGUUACUGACGACGGUGUGGUGGAACCAAAUGAUCCACAUUUUGUUGUUGCUGAACCUUCAAAUCGACUUAAACGUGCCGACGCUGGCUAAAGUGCUUGUGAGAUUAGCUCAAUUAGCUGGGCUGGAUCACCCUAACAUUCUGAGGUUGGCGCUGAAGGGGUUGACCAAUGUCGUCGAUAAACUCUAUCAGUUCCAGCUGGUGGACUACACCUUGGCGAAUGCAUACAAUUUAGAGUUUGUACCUCACGGGAUUGCUGAGGUUUCUACUCAAGGCAGCGAGUUCACUCAGCAAUGGCACAAUGUCUUAUCGGGAGACCCCAACCCGCCGUUCUACAUGGACACUAAACCACUGCUGGGUUGGUUGUUCUGGGGUGAUAAGAUGCGGGUGAUGCCUAAAGAUCCCGAACUGUUAGCACGUCUAUCGGCUCGCGACAAGCGUCUGUUGACGGCGUUGAAGCCUUACUUGACGAAGGAAUGGUUUGUCGGUAUUGUCAAGUUGUGGAUUACCGAAAAUGAACUGAACUUAGCUUUCCAAGGGUCUGACGCUACGUUUAUCGCUCUGUUAGUGAUGCUUGUGGCUAAUGGCUACGCUGAAUUCACUUGCACCGAGCUCUUGGGGGUGGUUAAUCAAGUGUACGACAAGGAUGAAAAGGCCACCCAUAUGCUUUGUUGUGAAAUCAUAGCGGGUGUGCUUACCGGUAGUCACGUUUCUGACCCGACAUUUGCUGAUGAACGCGAUACUACCAUCACCGCUUUCUUGACUCAAGUGUUUGAUGACUUGACUCCCGACACUAAAGAGAUUUGGAACAUCUUUUCGUGGUGGCUUCCUCUGCACGUUGAUGUCCACCGGUUCCCUAAAUUGUGGGCGUUGUGGACUCAGGUGGACAUUGCUGGUUUGCUGGAUCUGCUGAUUCGUGUGAUCGCCCCGCGUAUCGGUUACCUUCGCCUGGUGUUGGUGCUGCUUUCGUGGAUGAUUCCCAAUCCUGACAAAUACUUGGAGUUCUGCCUUGAUCAUUUGAACUACCGGUACGAUACUAUUCGUAACCAGAUCGGGCUGAUGUUGGCAGUGCUUUCAUUUGCAUUCUUCAGUGAUACCAGUCCCAACGUUGAACAGUUCAUUAAGGAUACGAAGUCUCAAAGUGAUCUGCUCGUGCUUUACCGCGACGCUAAUGCCAAUGGGUUCCUCAAGGCUGUCCCGGAGAUCUUUGAGCGAGUGGAACGUGAGCGGCUCUUGGUGAUUAACAAAUCGGUGGAAGAAAUUGUAUACUCAGAUUACGUGUACUGUGCCACGACAAUUCUCACGUGGUUGCGCUACCAGUUAAAGACUAGUGCUGGCGUGCUUUUGGGUCCGUUUGUCGUUGAGCACAUUGUGCCGUUUUUGCUUAAAGUGACGGAGAUGAAGGAAGUGUGUCAGUGGGGUAACAUUAAUCCCGUAACCGUAUUCAAGCGGGUGCUGCAGCUUCCAUUCAACGAUGAACAAUUGGAACAAGUGGUGGCGAUGCUCGAACAAUACCAGGGUACGUUGAAUGUGGUGCAACUGAUUAUCAUGGGUGAGUUCACGGAGACAGUAUUCUUCGAUAACUUAUUCCGCCUUUCCCGCGAACAACGGGCGCGGAUGGUGGCAAUGGUGUACCAGCUUUUGUUCAACAAGUCGGUGGAAGUGAGAGAAGCGUCGGCACUGACUUUCUCUGGUUUGAUCCACAUGACGCCUCCGGAUGAAGUUGACGACUUGAUCAAAACUUACAAGGCAAAACUCAUGGCUACCAUCGACAGUGUCCGUCGCUUACACCGCAAGACGAACUUCAAACAACUUACUCCCGAGGACCAGACCCAACUCCACGGCGCCGUGCUUGGUCUUGGUGCACUCGUGGACGCGUUCCUGUUCACUCUGCCGCCGCCGCAGUGGGUGGCUGAGAUCUUGGCGAAGUUGGCGAUCCGGGCAUCGGGGAUCCCCGGGGUGACGGGGAAGACUGCCAAGGCGAUUUUGGGUCGGUUCAAGAAGAACCGUCAAGAUACCUGGCACGUCGAUCUGAAGGUGUUUUCCGAAGAGCAAAUGGAGGACUUGGAAGGGGUGUUGUGGAAGUCCUACUUUAUCUAA